This is a messenger RNA of Cydia pomonella (codling moth), 6069 nucleotides long. RefSeq names its product AP-3 complex subunit mu-1 (gene carmine). The record is from RefSeq and is a predicted model, not a curated record. Gene Ontology annotation, biological process: endocytosis; intracellular protein transport. The transcript is spliced from 10 exons. The coding region runs from base 171 to 1421 and encodes 416 amino acids. Lineage: Eukaryota; Metazoa; Arthropoda; Insecta; Lepidoptera; Tortricidae. Gene Ontology annotation, cellular component: clathrin adaptor complex; cytoplasmic vesicle.
AAAAUAGGCCUAAACUGUACUGUCACUGUCAGUCACAUUUUGACAGUUACAAAUAGGAUAAGCUGCCAGCUUGGUAGAAUUUUGUUCUGGCGCCGUGAUACUUUAUUAAUUUCUAAUACACUAAUGUUACGAUUAAAGUUGUAGUACAUAUCUUAUUGUUAAGAAUCACGAUGAUUCAUAGUUUAUUCAUUAUUAACCCCUCUGGGGAUGUUUUCCUUGAAAAGCAUUGGCGUAGCGUAAUUCCAAGAUCUGUGUGCGACUACUAUUUGGAAGCUCAACGAGCUUUGCCUAAUGAUGUGCCUCCGGUUCUGGCGGCGCCCCAUCACUACCUGAUCUCCAUUCAGAGAGGAGGUGUGGCCCUUGUAGCAGUUUGCCAGCAGGAGGUUGCACCACUCUUUGUCAUCGAGUUCCUACACAGGGUUGUAGACACAUUCCAGGACUACUUUUCUGAUUGCACAGAGACUAUAAUCAAAGAAAAUUAUGUUGUUGUGUAUGAGCUGCUUGAUGAAAUGUUGGAUAACGGGUUUCCUCUGGCAACUGAAAGCAACAUUCUAAAAGAACUGAUCAAGCCACCAAAUAUUUUAAGGACUAUAGCCAAUACUGUUACAGGAAAAUCCAACGUCUCUUCGAUCCUGCCAUCCGGUCAGUUGUCCAACGUGCCGUGGCGGCGAUCGGGCGUGAAGUACGCCAACAACGAGGCUUACUUCGACGUCGUGGAGGAGGUGGACGCCAUCAUCGACAAGAGUGGCGCUACUGUCUCUGCAGAGAUACAGGGCUAUAUUGACUGCUGCAUCAAAUUAAGUGGCAUGCCGGACUUGACGCUGACUUUCGUUAACCCGCGCCUGUUCGACGAUGUCUCGUUUCAUCCUUGUGUGAGAUUUAAACGAUGGGAGUCUGAACGAAUUUUAUCGUUCAUUCCCCCGGACGGCAACUUCCGUCUGAUGUCGUACCACAUUGGGUCCCAGAGUGUGGUGGCCAUACCCAUAUACGUGCGACACAACUUGAUGCUGCGCUCGAACGGGGACCAGGGGCGGCUGGAUCUGACCGUCGGACCAAAACAGACGAUGGGCAGAACUUUAGAGAAUGUGGCACUAGAAAUCUGCAUGCCGAAGUGUGUUCUGAACUGCUCGCUGACCGCGAACCAGGGCAAGUACUCGUACGAUCCGGUGAGCAAGGUGCUGUUAUGGGACAUCGGGCGCAUAGAGCUACCCAAGUUGCCAAAUAUUAGAGGAACUGUAUCAGUAGCGUCAGGCGCGGACACGACAGGCGCGACGCCCAGCGUGAACGUGCACUUCACGAUCCCCCAGCUGGCCGUGUCCGGGCUGCGCGUCUCGCGGCUCGACAUGUACGGCGCCAAGUACAAGCCGUUCAAGGGCGUCAAGUACGUCACCAAGGCGGGCAAGUUCCACGUGCGCAUGUGAUGCGAACCCAACCCGGACCUGGCGUGGCUCUUCCUCAGGCUGCUGUGACCCGACUAAACGCCUUAUACGAAUAUGAUCCUGCAAGUAUCCUUUAUGUACAAGUCGAGCAACUUUUGACGCCGUUCAUUAGCGUCAAGUACUCGUAUCUCACUUGGGCUGGCAAUGUGAUGCGAACCCGACCCGGACCUGUCUAGGCUCCUAAAUGUGAAUUCUAAGCGUGAUAUAUAUUAAGCUGCAAGAUUCCUAAAUACAUGUCAGUAUAUACCGUUAUAGGGGGAGCAUACUUUCUAAGACGUUCCUCGUCAGCAGUUGAUGUGAGGCGAUUUCAGUUCAUUUUCUUUAAUAUUUACUGACACAUCACUACUACUGGACCAGAAGGUUUAGCCAAGAUGUCAAUCGUUAUGGAAAACGCCAAUCAAAACUUAUGGAAAGAGUCACAUUCGUCGGGGAUAGGGAGCGUGCAUGAACUAUAGGAGGCAGCACAGGAGCCGUCAGAUUUUUGGCGCGAGGCGUAAAUGUGGUGUUUAUUGUUCCGAUGUAGCCCACAAGAUGGCAGAACCUACUAUGCACAAGAAAACACGUGACGUGUAAAUAUACAUGUUUAUGGUUCCGAUUCAGGCCACAAGAUGGCAGUCCCUCCAACGCGCACGGUCCUUAUAGUGCAAUACCGCGCAACUAACAAAGUCGAAAGAGUUCGAAAUUCAAACAAUGCAAGGCAAUUGGACCUUACUGCAUUUAUUAGUUACGUGGUAUUGUAAUAUCCCCGACGACAUGACUAAUGUGACAUAAUGUGACCAAUUACAUGAUGAGUGACAUGAUGACUCAUCAGUCACAACAUGCCACUCAUCAUGUCAUUGGUCACAUUAUGUCACAUUAGUCAUGUCGUCGGGGAUAUUACAAUACCGCGUAACUAACAAAUGCAGUAAGGUCCAAUUGCCUUGAUGACAUAGGUGAUGUGACUUCGUAGCAUCUGCCAUCCCGGUACAUUUUUACUUUUCGUUUGGAGUUUGUCGAUGCACGAUUGUCAUCUUGUUGGACCCCAAGGGGCGCUACCUUUUAAGCGUGGCAAUUUUUGAGCUGUAAUGUCCUCACACUAUAAAUGGUAAAUCAAUAAGAAUACUAGCCAAUUUUUUUUUCUUAGCGAAGAUAAUUAAUAUGAAUAUUACAUAAGCCUUGGAAUUAGACUGUAAAAUUGUUUACUGCCUUAUAUAAUAAGCACCUCAUAAUAUGUAUUCAUUCGCACACUAUAAUAUUCAUAAGUUUCGCUUAUAGGUAGCCUCAGAAAUAUAUGUACAUAAUCUGCACAUUUUUGUUAAAGAUAUUAUUAUAUUUAAAAAAAAAAGACAGGCUUAUAUUGAUAUUGCAUCAUCAAUUAGGUUACAAAUGUUCCGAUAUUAGUUUUGAGUUCAUGCCUUUCAUUAUUUGCGCACUAACACUGAGUAUAAGAAUGUAACUGCAGAGAAUUCGAAAUAGAGGUGUACUGUCGCAGUAGGUAGUCGGGAGAUUACCCUUCAGUAAAUUUGGUACAAGUGUGAGAUGAAAGCGCUUAGAACAUUCUUCUCGGUCGCGCGCUGUAAAUAUUUAGUUAACUUAAGUUUUUGGGCAUGGUGGUCUUAGAAACGCAUAUUUUUGGAUUUUUUCAAUGCGUUUCAUAUUGUCUUCUAUGACGAAAGAACCUUCCUAGGUGACAUUGUUAACAUCACUGACAUUUUCCGAUCUUUAUGUUCUAUCACGGUAACAAGGUAACCGAAGCAAAGUGAGAUAUAUUAGAUUGGGGAGACUCCACGGAACUAAAUCCUUGAAUCGCAUACUAGAAAGCAGUCUGGGUUGUUUAAAGGGCAGAAUAAUGUCAAAUAUCCCCUUUAUUCGAAUGAGGAACACAUCUUACGUAUGCUGGAAGGUUUGGGUGUGCGAGAGGACAUACUGAGGACCCCCAGUUGCUUAAUCUAUAUAUAGACGCCAUUAUCCUACUCUGCAGCUGCAUCUGACAAAGAACGUCGAAAAUAUUUAUUUAUACAAUAUUAGUUAUGCGGACGACAUGGUGUAACUGGCUUUAUUCGAGGGCGCGCUAAGACAGCAUAAUACAAAUUAAUGAUUCUCAGUACGAAUGCUGCAACGGACGGGUUCGAAUGAAGGCGUACGGCAGAGCGGUCGUCCGCCCCAAGUUCUUCAAUUUGUAUGUCAACGCGUUCAUUGAGAGAUUCGCUCUGGUUUUUAAGAGAGUUCUGAAACGUGACCGUAUGGGGCAGAGUAAAAUGUGUAGCGGGGUGAACUAACGGACCCCUAUGAUAUGUAGGAAUUCGCGACUUUACCCCCUUCCUCUCUCUCUCCUUGGACAUCCCAAGUACUACUUCGAUCAAUGGGGUGGCCGACUCAUCAGAAGGGUCUACUAUUAGUGUGGUGCGAUAAAGUUUAUUGGUGUCUCCCAGCUUGUUUAACUUGUAUGUCAACGCGCUCAUCGUAAAGGAACUCGCCAAUAAGCAGGCGAUAACUGCCCCCUCUUCUUAUUGAUUACCAUAGAAAUCUAUGGAGGUGAACAAUUGAACAGCGCAAAUAAAUGGUAAUAGACAUAAACAUUAUAUUGCGUAUGCUUCACUGCGCCGUUAGCGAUAGACCAUAGAAUUAAAAGACCAAUAAUAACAUAUACGGUUUACACUAAAUGUACCGCUUUACAGAUUAUUUAGGGACGUUGCUAAUCACUUAAUCAGUAGUUUUUAGUCAAGCACAAAACAUACGUGUAUUCGCACGAUACUUGUGACUAAACAAAUAUUCUUCAGUUAUUCGUAUUUUGGAGGUCCGACCAUCCAGAUUGGUUGUCAGGUUGACAGGGCCUCUGGUAUUCUUAUUAAUAAGUUAUGUUUUGGUUUGGCUUGGCAAGUAAGGGUGUAUUCGCCCAUAAUUCUACAUAUGGACAGGGCAAGACGGCAGUCUCUUAUUAAUAGGCAUAAUACGUUUAGAUAUGGUAGGUAAUAUAAUUUACAGUACAUAUGGUGCUACUUUACCGCACUAGUGCGAAAAUUAGCAUAUUACGUUACUGUGUCGAACAUUUAAAGGGCCAUAUGUACUGUAAAACGUUGUACGAUACAUGUGCGAAUAGGUAAUUCGCAACUCGUGUCGACUUAAAACACUCCCUUCGGUCGUGUUUUAAUUUAUCGCCACUCUUUUCGAAUUUCCUAUUUUUCGCACUUGUAUCGUAAUGUACUAUUGUGUAUCAUCCCUCUAUGUAGGGUCGACGUUGUCCAACGUGUUUCCUGACAUUGUAAUUCAUAAAUUUGUCCUUGUAAGACUAAUGCUGACAUAACUCUCUGUCUCUGUGGAAGAGAAGUACCUAAGUUUUAAACAAAUUUAACGUUACUCCACAUUUAAAUAACGAUCUGACUAACGGUGACAUAUACAUAUAAUAAAUGCGAACGUACCUCACUUACAGGCCUUAGUCUGAAACUGAACGCGGUCUUUCUAUAGUUAUAAUUAGGAAAAUAUUACCUAGAUGUAUAAACCGUGACAGCGAUGGGGGCUCUAUUUUGUGAAAAGGCUGUUAUUUAAAGCCAUAACCUAUACGAUGGUUAGUCAGAUGUAAAAAUAUUGACGUUAAAGAUCUUAUAAAUAUCUUAUCACCGACUGUAUGUUAUUGAAAUAAAAUAAGAGGUUAAGAUAUUUUUGAGCGUAUUAAAGUUGUAGAAAUAACUUAACAUCUGAAAAGAAAAGUAUUAUUCACGUAAAGGGGCCCACUGACAAACAGUAUCGGCCUGUCAGUUGUUCGGAACAAUAGACAAUAGCAUUAGACCUUUUUGUUCUGACUGAUAGACCGAUACCGUCCGGCGGACUGUUAAUCAGUGGGCCCCUUAAGCAACGUAAGGGUAACAUCAUGUUUCUAAAGGUGCGCCUCACUCUUGGCCUUCUGCACUGAUUUAACCCUUUGAACGCUUUAUAUCAUAAACACAAACAUCACUCAAACGCCAAGCUCCUGGCGGGAAGGGAGCCGAUGUAAACCUUACUCGAAAGUGUGAAGGUUACUUUGACAGGGUCCGCCAUAACAUCUAUAAUUGUCCUUGGUGCUAUGGGCACGACUAGUAAUGACGCCUUUAGGUGUUCUUGGCGUUCAAAAGGUUAAGUAGUUUUUACUUAUUAGUAAACGUCUGCUAAAUCUAACAUGCUGUGGAUAAUCAUGUGGCUGUUUCAGGAUUUCGUCGGUUGACAUUUGUAUUUGUUAGUAAAAGACCAUUUUAUGAUAAGAGCGACUUCACUUUUAUGCCUUGAUCACACGUACUGAGUACAUUGGCGAGAGAGUGCCCUCGGCCGAGUAAAGGCAUACAAACUACACGCGAAUCCAGCACUCGGGCACUCUCUCGCCACGGUCCGUGAGAUCAAGACAUUAUAGUUAUCACUAUUAAAUAUUAUAUGUAGAUGGAAAGUAUAAACAUGCAAUUUUCAUGUACUUGUUGAUUAUUAUAGUUUUAUUUAAUUGAGAUCAACGUAAUAUGUAAUCAUAACGUGAAUGUUAUACAAAAUAUCCGAAUGUCGUAUUCUACAAAUUUAUUACUUUAUGUCAACUUUUUACACUUAUAUAAUAAAUCUGCAAAUAUUCUUAAAUAUUCUUUGGUUUCCAAUAAUUAAGCAAAUUCCUAAUUAUAACGGUUUUAUAACUUAA